Molecule: messenger RNA, 3118 nt
Organism: Maniola jurtina (meadow brown)
Lineage: Eukaryota; Metazoa; Arthropoda; Insecta; Lepidoptera; Nymphalidae
Product: calcium/calmodulin-dependent protein kinase kinase 1
Exons: 11
Coding region: 255-1895 (546 amino acids)
Biological process (GO): protein phosphorylation; intracellular signal transduction; positive regulation of protein kinase activity
Cellular component (GO): cytoplasm
Molecular function (GO): calcium/calmodulin-dependent protein kinase activity; ATP binding; calmodulin binding
Source: RefSeq, a predicted model, not a curated record
CAACCGCAUGGCGUCUUGACCUCUUCGGACGUCUAACCUCUUUUAUUUUACACCUCUUUAUUUUCCGCACACGAAAAAAAAACAAAAACAAUAGGCCAUAGACAAAGUUUAGAAAAAAAAGUUCGUCGCAAAAAGUUUUUAUAAAAACAUCUAUUCUAUCUGGUGCUGUUAUUGCCUUCUAUGUGUGUGUAUUGUUUCGUAUUUACAAGUGUGUUUAUGUGUGUGUGUCAGUGUGAAAGUUUGAAAGUUCCGACAUGAAUGGAGUAGUUGUGGAUUCCGAACGUAACGCGGAAAUGGCGGGAAAUGUUGACAGGCACUCCGCGGUGGACGUGGUCGCGGAGGCGAAAAGGGAACGUGACGUCAGCAAAAUAUGGCAGCCAUCAGACACUGACAGGUUGUCAGCAUACUCCCCCGACCGCUCGUCCCUACUGCGCUCGCACGCCGCCAAGUCAGCCGAGUGCAGCGGCCAGGGGUCCCCUAAAGCCAGGAGAACCCCCAGGGAAUCACGACGGGUGUCCCUCGCACAAGCCCCGGGAUACGUGCAACUCAACCAGUAUAGACUGCUGGAGCCGAUUGGUCAGGGUUCAUACGGCAUCGUCAAGUUAGCCUACAGCGAAGAAGAUGAUACGCAUUAUGCAAUGAAGAUCCUCUCAAAACGCAAGCUGAUGCGGCGCGCGGGCCUCUUCGGGAGGACGCCUCCGAGGAAAACUGGCCCCGGCCCUCCCUCCGACCCGCUGCAGAGGGUUUACAGGGAAAUUGCUGUGCUCAAGAAACUGGACCAUCCCAACGUUGUCAAGCUUGUUGAGGUGUUAGACGACCCAGCGGAAGACCAACUGUACCUGGUGUUCCAGCUGUUAGAAGGUGGACCUGUGAUCGACGUCCCCACAGAAAACCCUCUGAGUGAAGAGACUGCGAGGAAGUACUUUCGAGACGUGGUGCUCGGCGUUGAAUAUCUGCACUUUCAACGCAUCGCGCACCGGGACAUCAAGCCGGCGAACCUGCUGAUGGGAGAGGGAAGAGUGCAGGUGGCAGACCUCGGCGCGUGCGGGGAGCUGGCGGCGGCCGGGCGGCUGUCCGGCGCGGUGGGCACUCCGGCCUUCAGGGCUCCGGAGGCUGUGGCUACCACUGACAAGUACAAUGGCGAAGCGGCAGAUAUCUGGUCUCUGGGCGUUACCCUCUACGCCAUGGUGACGGGAAGAGUGCCGUGGAUAGGGGCGACGUCCACCGACCUUCAGAAGCGGAUCCUCGCAGAACCUCUGACUUUUCCUCCAAGACCGCCACUCUCCAGGUCCCUGAAGAGGUUCCUAGCGCGGAUGCUGGAUAAGGAUCCUGUUACUAGAGCCACUAUGAAAGAGAUUAAGGAACAUGAAUGGUUGACCCUCGGAGGCAAAGAGCCUCUCCCCUCGGAGGAGGAGAACUGCCGCCUGGUGGAGGUCACUGAUGAGGACAUGGCGCGCGUCGUCACCUCCAUCCCCAACCUGUCCACGCUCAUACUCAUAAAGACCAUGCUCAAGAAACAUAGCUUUCAGAAUCCAUUCUUGCGCAGUCGUGAAGGCAGUGCUAGACGGGAGUCCACUGACGCUGGACCUGGUGUUGCCACUGAAGAGAGUGAAAGAGAAGGAGAGGCAGCUAAAGCUGAUAGAGCCACGCGAAGAGCUAACCUAGCUCGUUCAGGAAGAUCUCUAUCGGCCCCUGGGAACUAUCUUACUGACAAGCAACAGUCAUUUGACAUAUCUCUGGAAUCGGUCCAAGAGUCCAAAGAAGUGAAAUCGAUCAAACCAGCAGAACAGAGCAGUCAGAACGUUCCUAAAGCUCAAACAAACUCUAAGCCCCAAGAAAAAGAAAGCAAAGAAAACAAACCGAAUGGAGAUAGAAAAGAGAAUAAGGGGAGGUGAUGCCGAGCGCCCGCGCCCCGCGCUUCUCCUUGAGAUUCGUUACCCGACGGGUCUUCCAACCAAUCAAAUUAUUUGUGCAUCUAGUAACUAACCCAAACUACUUAUCCUAAAAAUUUUAUAAAAGAAGACAAGCAGAUGUUAAAGAAAGAGAACAACUGAAGAUAAAUAGAGUGGCUCGUCUUUAUAGAUACGUCAUCGCAUUUGUAAACCCUCAAAUUCUUCCUAUAAGAGUAUUUGAGAAUUUGAGACCCAAUGCUGAACACAUCUAGCAACCAGUUGGAAAGUUUGUUGAGUGGAAUAAAAGGCUGUUUGAUGUCUUAAAACCUUUUCCUAUAAAUAUGGUAUGCGCAAUUUUUCAGAAUAGUUAUUGUGGUUAGUGAUUAUAUUAUUAAGUUUUAUUAUGGUUUAAGUACAGUGAAAACAAGGUUAUCACCUUGAUUCAUAAUUUUUAAAUCACAGUACAAGUAAUUACAUACUUAAUUUAUGUUUGUAAUGAAAUUUAGUACAUUGAUGACGUUAUUUUAUAUAACUUUUUGUAAGCUUCAGUUGAUUGUUGCAUUUAAAAGUAAAAAUUCUUCAGUACUUAGGCCAUUUCUCGUUGCAUUUUUUAUAUAAAACACCAUUUAUUAGGUAAGUUUAAUAAAAUCCGCUUAGCAGAUUUCUUCAAAGCUCAAACGUCAAUUUAUUGUGUAGUCUUAAAAUAUUAUACUAAGCAAAAACUAUAAGAAACAAAUGAGAUAUUAUAAGAAGAAAUGAAAAUGUUAUGUAUGGGCUAAGGCUGACUGCCAUAGUAAGUAUUGCCACAGGUAACAUGAUCAUAAAAUACUUAAUUUGUUAUAAUAAUAUACCUACCUGAACAAAAUGUUUUCCUAAUGUUUCGUUUUUCACUAGGUAAAGUAGCUGCAAAGCUAAAAUGUAACAUAGGUAAUGUAAUUUUUAAAACAUUGAAUAAAAUAGGAAAUAAACUUUUCCUAUUCAAAUUUUUAAUACCUAGUCAAAUCAAUCUACUGCUGAUUUAGAAAUUCUAACGAGUAGUACUUUCCCUAAAAAAGUUAAAAAACAACUAACAAACAAAAAUAGUAAUUCUAUCAUGUAGAUUUUUGGACCUAUUUGAUUACUUACAAAUAGUUUUAUUGGCAACUAGCAGAAAUCAAAUUAUAGUCUUGAAUUAACCGAAUUCAGCUUUAAACAUUAAUUCAUGACGUACCUAUAGGCCCUUACUU